CCAUGUUAAGCACUUGGCAGGUAUGCCGCAAAGAGUUCUGUAAACAAUAUGAAAAGACAAAGUUGUGAAGAGUGAAAGGGGAGAACUUUGUUGUCCUUCGGGGCAAUCAACACUAAAUCUGGGGCAAUUAGCCAGCAAUAACGAUCGAAAUUAAUCUAGUCCUUUUACUUCAUUACUGGAAAAUUGAAUAUACUGGAGCGGAAGUUGAGUAACUGGAGAAAUUGAGGCCCCGCUUCACCCUAGAAGCUUUAUAAUUGGACGCUACCAUGGUAUGCAAAGUGAGCAUGAUUUGAAAUCAUGACAGAUCGCUGGACUUCUCAAUUUAACGGGGAAAAACUUUAUUACAACGUCUUUCAGAGGGCCAUUGCUGCUGGAAUAUAAUUUGAACUCGUGGGUUUGGCAACUCACUUGAAAGACAAUGGAACUCAACGAAGAGUUCUUUAGAAACCCGCUUGUUGUGUGGGCCCAAGAUACCUUUCAUGAUGGGAAGCCAUUUACUUCAGCUAAUGAAAUUGUCAGCUCUGAAUUUCUAGCAGAGGUUUUAAAGGAAAUAGACCUGUCAACAUUCAACUUGUUGCCUAUACAAGAGAAUCCACAGGAUUUGAAUAUAAAAGUGCAAAACUUACUGGAAGUUAUUCGCAAUGUUAAAAGGUUUUAUCAGGAGAAGCUGCAAAUAUUGUUGUUGAUGAAGAUGCCUGAUAUUCUUGCCAUUGCGAAGGAGCCCAACCACGGUAGCAGUUUGGAAGAAAUAAAAAAGUUUCUACUUUUGAUUCUUGGGUGCGCUGUCCAGUGUGACAAAAAGGAGUAUUUCAUCGAAAAAAUAACUAAAAUGGACUUUGAAGUUCAGACGCAGCUCGUUCCUUAUAUUCGAGAGAUUACGGACAACAGUGACAAUGCAUUUUCAUACAGAAUAAACGAAGUCUCAGAACUAUCACAAGACCAAUUGGUAACCGUAACGGAAGCAAUGUACUUCCAAUUUCAAAAAAUUCUUGAAGAAAGAGAUGAAUAUUUUGAGGCUGUUCUCGACAUGAACUUGGAAAGGCACGAAAUGGUUGCAAAGGAGGCAGAACUUGAUCUUGUGAAGUCUCCGCCAAUGAGUCCUUCAAGAUCAGGGUCGAUCAAAACAUCCGUUGUUCUUAAAGCUAAUAAGCAGAAAAUACGAGAUCUACAGAAUGAGCUAGAAGAAAGGAAUAUGCAAGUUAAUGAAUUUAAAGAAGAAAUUGCCAGUUUGAAGGCAUCUCUUGAAAAUAUUCGGCAAGAGAAUAAAUCGCUUCUUAGCGAAGCAAGAUGGGUUAAAACAUACAGAGACGAAAUGGAUGUACUGAAAAGUCAAGUUGAUAAAGUCAACAAACUAGAAAUUGAGAAUUCCAAAUACAGAGAAAAGCUGAGAGAAUUGGAUUUUUACAAGAAAAGGUUUGAUGAGCUAAAGGAGCAGCACGAGUUGUUGUAUGAGACAAAAUUAGUUCUUGAAGAACAAGUUGCUGGAUCUUCAACGAAGAUCGAGCGUGUUGGACAUCUUGAGGAAGAAAAUGACAGGCUACAUGCACAACUGAAGAUCAUAAUGGAAGAGCGAGAAUUAAAUCAAGUUAAAGCAAAGGAGCUUAUGGAUGAGAACGCCAAGUUGCAAAUGGAAAAGCAAGAAAGCAUGUUUGAAGUUGUUCAAUUGAACCAAAUAAUUAAUGGAAUGAAAGACAGAUCUCCGGAUGGUACUGCAGUUCCACUUUCGAUGGAAUACAAAGAAAGCUCGUCGACGGAACUUCUUCGGCUUGAGAAAGAAAACAAGCAUUUGAUGAAGUUGGUGGAGUCGUUGCGUGAUGGAAAUCCCAAAGUUCGGGAGCUCGAGAGAGAAAUGGAAAAGCUAGAGGACAGUUUGCAUGACGAAAAGGCACAAGUUGCCCGGUUGCUAGAGGAACUUUCGAAUGGAGAAAGUAUUCUGAUGGAACUUGCCUUUGAACGAAGCAAAGCUGGUGAGUUAGCUGGAGUUGCCGAAACCCACGUGAACCAAAUUCAAAGGCUCAAAUCGAGGCUGAGCCAGAGGUCCAUGAAAGUCGAUGACCUAAAUGCUGCGUUGGCGAAGAAGGGUUCUGCGGCUUCAAAGCGACCACCGAGUAAAGAUUCUGACGAAUGGAACAAUAACUUGGUAGAUGAAAUGGAAGAUGACGAUAUUCUAUCUAGCAAGCAUUUCAUGGAAUUAAAAAAUGAUAUCGAAGAGAAGCAAUCCUUGAUCACAGUUCUGGAAAAGAAGUUGCAAGAAGCAGAGCAAAAAAGUAAGAAGAUUGACGCCCAGAUCACACAGAAGAAGGAAGAGUUUGUUACUCUGGAGGCAAGGGCUAAAGAUAACGAGACGUACUGUGCCAAGGUAGAACAGCAGCUAGCUGAAAGAGAAAAAGUUAUUGCGAAUUUGGAAAGAAGGUGUGAAAGUGCAAGUACAGAGAAUAAAUCAUUAAGUCAAAUCAAGCGACUUAAUGAAGACAAAAUAGCUGCUCUUGAAGAAAGGGUUUCUCAUCUUAUGGACUCAGCAAGCCAAGACACACGAAAGGUCAACCAGACUAUAGACGAGAAGUUGCGCCAAAUCAGGGAACUUCAUAUCCAGGUUGAGAAUCUACAAGAGGCGUCUCAUGAUAACGAAAAGCUUAAAGCUGUGAUGAAACAAAGAGAUGAGAAAAUAAGUUCUCUGAUAUCGUCAAAUAAAAUUCUUGAAGCCCAGAUUCACGAGCUUGAAUUACAAUGCGAAAAAUCAGCUGGCACUUGCAAAAAGUUAGACCAUACUCUGAAGCUGAAGAACGAACGAAUAAAUGCCCUUGAAGCAAGUUUAAACGAAUCUGCAAAGGCGUCUGCAAAACUCAUGGAAGACAAAGUUGUUUCUUUAAAAAAGGCGCUUGAAUCAAGAAAUGAAGAAGUUGCAGACCUGGAAACAAGAGUUGAUGAAAUGGCCUCAUUGAACAACAAGUUAAAAAGCAGCAAUCGGGCGAAGGACGACAGAAUCCAGUCAUUAGAGGAAGAGAUAGCGAAACUAGAAGAAAGAUCAAGUCACUCUAAUGGAGAGAAGAUAGAAGUUUUAAUGAAAAGAUUGCAGAAGAAGGCGGAUGAAAUAAUCCAUUUAGAGAAUAAUCUGGAAGAUGUAACAACUGCGAUGAAAAAGCAGGAAAGGAGUGUCGAGAUAAAGGACGAGAAAAUCCGAAAGCUAGAAAAGGAGCUUCAAAAGUACGAAGAUUCGUCGCAAAGUGCCGAGAAACUUUCUGCAGCACUAGAAGAGAAAAAUAACAAGAUUUAUGAUUUACAAGCUCAAAUCGACGAUAUAAAUGCAGAAGUAAAGCGGCUUGAAAUGACUUCAAAACAAAAGGAAGAGAGAUAUGUCACUUUGGAGAAGAGUCUCCUUGAACUCGAGGAUUCUAAAGCUGACCAAGGGAAGAUGAGUCGGAUUAUGAAAGCUAAAGAAACAAAAAUCUUAUCACAGCAAUCAAUCAUUGACGAGCAGGAAAGCCGCGUUGUUCAACUAGAAAGCCUACUUGAUGAGAGGGAAGCACAAAUCAAAAGGAUAAACAACUCUUUGAAGACCAAAGAAGAACAAAUGAAGCAGAGUGAGCAGAGAUUGAGUGAUUGUAACGAUCUCCAGAGUCAAAACAGCAAAUUAAAGAAUAUUGUUGAGCAGAAAGAAGAGAAGAUUUUGCUAUUAAUGGACAAGGUUGACGGUAUGGAUGAGCUUCAGAGAAUCAGUGACAGAAUGAAGGAAAACCUUAAACAAAAGGAGGACAAAAUCGUCAAUUUGCAAGAACGAAUCGUCGACCUGGAAGAUGUUGUGAACAUCAAUGAGAGGCUAAAUCAACAGGUGCACCAAAAAGAUGAAAGGAUAGCUGUUCUUCAAGCAAAAGUACAUGAUAGCGAAGAUUCGCUCCACAGAGCUGAGCAAUUAAGAGCUUCACUUGAAAAAAACGCAAAUGAUGAAAUACAAGAUUUGAGGAGACAGGUGGAUGAAUUGAUGGAUGUCAAAGUGAAGCGACAGCAGAGUAUUAGAAGACGAGAAGAAAAGAUAAUGACACUCGAAUCAAGGCUUGAGGAUGUUUCAUCCGAUACAAAGCAUAAAGAGUCCAAGAUUCACGAUCUUCAGUCGAGGCUUGAGGGCACCAUGUCACAGUUCAGAAAACUUGAUCUCAGCAACGAAGAGAAGGAUGAAAAAAUAAGAGACUUAGAGUCAAGGGUAUCUGAAUUGCAACAGACGUACAAGGAAAACCGAAAUUUGGCUUCGUUAGUGGAACAAUCAGCGGAAAAAAUGAAGGAGCUCUCCAAGAGAUCAGAAGAUGCGGAAACAGCUGUGGCUCGAGUGAAAGAAGGGAACAGAGAACUUGAGACGCAACUGGCUGGUCUUCAGCAAAGACUCGAAGAUACGCUUAAUCUGAAUACCAAGCUUGAUCACCACAUCAAGUCAAAAGAAGAAAAACUCAGAGAUUUGGAGAAUCUAUUACAAACUGAAGAAGACAAAAAUGAGGAGUUAAAUGAUAGUUUCGUCGCCAAAGAACGAUUGCUGACCAGGCAGAAAACAAAGAUUGAAGAGUUAGAGAACGCGAUUACGGCGAGGGAAAAGGAUGUCAGCGACCUGGAGCAAAUGAUAUCACAGCUGAGUAUGAACGAUGAAAACAACGGCAAAUCCUCGGCUGCUGUCAUGGAAAAAGAAAUCGUAAUCAGCAAUUUGCAGAAUCAGAUCCGAACACUUGAAUCAUCUGCAGCGAAGCAAGAAUCCCUUUUACUGCAAUCAAGCAAGGACACAGAAAGCAGAUUCGAUGACUACCAGAAAAGAAUGAACGACGUAUCUGCUGAGAAGCACAAAAUGAAGUUGAUGUUACAAGAAAAAGAUGGCGUGAUUUCCGAUUUGCAAAGGAGAGUUGAAGAGCUUCAGCUUUCGAGAACCGACCACGACAAGUUGAAUCAUAUCCUGAAUGAAAAGAACAGCCAAUUGUCGUAUUUACGAGAAACUCUCGAGCAUUACGAGAAAGACAUUGCGCACAUGGAAACAAGAAUCGAGGGCUCAAAUUCUGACUUGAAUAGAGCUAAAGGAUCGAUAAAGCAAAAAGUUGGGCGAAUUACGUCACUUAAAUCUCAGCUCGAGGAGGCAGUUAGUAAGAACCAUAACUUGGCAAGUGAUCUUGGACUCAAGAAAGAGAAAAUUGCAAGUCUCGAGAGAAGCCUUGCAGAAUACAGAAAGAAAGAACAGCUCUUAACAGAGGAACUCUCAGCACUGGCUGCAGAAUUGGAAGAAAUCAAACAUAAAGGAGAUUCUGGAGUUGUCAAUGUCACUGAAAAAGUUCAGCUAACAAAAAGAGCAAGGACAGAACUUUACAUCAAACGUGCUCCCACAGCCCAUCAAAUAUAUCAAUUCGAGACACAUUCCUCAAAACAAGGACUUGUGUCGGAGCCAGAGGUUCAUGCUUUAGAAGAACAAAUUGAUUUACUUCAAAAAGAGAAAAGGCACAUGAUGCGACAGAGCGAGGAGAUAUCUGCCAAGAACGCUGCUUUACAAACCCAAAACGAGACACUGAGAAGCGAGCUUGAUUUGCUCAACUCUGAUUACGAGGUUCUGCAGAAGGAUAUGGAAGAUGCGAAGGAGCACUAUAAAGACUUAGAUAUGUCUGCAUCUAAGAUUGCACAUCGUUGUGAAGUUCUUGUGCAACUGAAUAGUACACUCGAAGAGGAGAACCGCGCUUUGAUGGACCAGGUCAAUAAGCUAUUGGCGCAGAACCAGUCACUGCUUGAAAAGACACUUGAAAGUAGAGACACGUAUUUGGAGGACGAGAGAGCCUUUUCCGAUCGACUGUACAUGUUGGAGAGGGACAGAGAGAAACUAGUUGAUAAGUUGGAAAAUGCAAAUCGAACUCUAUAUGACAUGGCAAAUUCAUCAAAAAAGAGGAAUCUCUUUGUUCGUGGAGCACACAAAGUUUUGAAAAAAGCAGGUCUCAGGAAAGGGCAAAGGAAGGAUGAUGUCGUUCUGAAGAAGCUACAUCGAUCUCCAGACGGCGUUGAUUUCUUCUCGGAUCACUCAGACUCGAGUUUUAGCAGUCCUUCUCACGAGUUAGAGUCAAGGAGUCAAGUCCUUGAUGAAAGCAGUUUGCAUUCCUCGUCUGUGACUUACAACUCCUCAUUCGGACCGAUACGAUCAGCUUUAUCACGCAGUAAAGAAGAUCUCCUUGGAAGGGAUGAGCCAUUUUCUAGAGAUGGUGUCAUUUUGAGAAGACCGAAAAGUUUUGCUGUCGACAGUCCAUCCUCAGGCAGCGAUAAUGGCGAACGCCAUAUGCGACCAAGAUCAGAGUACAUUGCACCUUUUGCCGAGUACCACGUCUCCGUACACAGAAAUCUGCACAGGCCACAAAGCAUGGAAGCGAUCUCAAACCUACAAAGAUUGGAUGGCCUACAGAGAUCAGAUGGCCCUCCAAGAUCGGAUGGCCUUUCAAGAUCGGACGUUUCAAGAACCUCUUCUGUUGGGACCCAUGAUGGCGAGAAUCCAAGCAUUUCCAUCAGUACUCGAAAAAGCAGUGUUAACAGCAAUAGAUCGACAGGAAGCAAUCCCUCCACAACAAGUGGCCAAAACGAGGUUGCAUUUGGAGUGAUAGGCAAUCGAGGUGACCGAGUACGCAACAGUCCAGUGCAAAGAGUGCGAGUAAUGCGCAAAGUUGUGGCUGGCGGUAGCCCUAACUCGAAUGUGAGAAGUAACACCGAAAAAGAGGUCGACGAUACAGAUAUUGUCUUGUAUUCGGAAGCAUCACAAGUGCAGCCAAGAAAAAUUUCAUUUCAAACUGAGUUGGCAAAAGAAGUACAUGGGACUCAUAGUACGCCUAUUGCAGAAGCCGAUGAACGAAGAGUAGACGCCAAUGGCUUGCGUAACUCGCCUCUGGUGACACGAUCUAGUAUCUUUUAUCAGCCGACGGACCCUAGUCGACCCGACGACCUACCUGAAGCCGAUCAAAGAACCCCGAGAAAGAAUUCAGAACAUCUGUUUCAGGAAGAGGCUGCUGUUGCGAGUAGUCCGGUAGGAGGUCAGGCACCGAGUUACGAGGAAGCAACACGUAGGCAGAGGGUCAUCAGAAGCCAGGAGGUGGUUCUGACACCAAAAAGAGACAGCCCCGCACCAAACAGGGUCAAAGAAGAGACGCCAUCGAAAAACGACAAAGUAAGAGGUAAGGAUGAAACAGAGAAGAAAAAGUCAGCCGUUUGGUACGAAUAUGGUCGAGUAUAAUAGUGAACGAGUUGAUUAGUAAGAUUUUUAUUGUUUUACCGUUGCUUUCGUUUUUAUAGGUUAAGUGUCUGACCAUAGGAUCCACCUAUUCACCUAUUCUUUAAGCUCCCUUGAAAACAUCCCGUUUAAAAGGCUGUUUGUCUCUAUAACGACCUUAUCUUUAGAGCGCUGCAACCAUUUUCGAUUGGAGAUAGCGCUAUGAGGCUCCUACAGACAUAUCCCGCUUUAUUUUGCAUUCGUUUAUUCUACAUCAAAUGAUAAGCUUUCCCAUGAUAUCUAGAUUGCAAAACACAACAGCCAGUUUAUGUAUAAGUUAAGAUUAAAGAUGCUGUUGCCAAGGACUUCAUGUCUCUGCGUUUUGGUAUUAAGUGUAUUUGAUGUAUGUUUUUAUCUAUAUGUUGAGGUCGUAAGUUAAAGGUAAUAUUUAACUUUUUAAAAUGAUGCUUUGUUCACACUAAAAAGAUUUAAGUUAUUUGUUUUAAUUUGUUUCGUAGGUAUUUCUCUAUUUAGCUGUAGUCACGAGAUUCGCUGAACUGUAUAGGAUUGAUAACUCUAAGAAACUUUCUGUCGGCCAUUCUCGCGAGAAAGUAAGCUGGGACUCCCUCUGUACUGAUCUACCGAAGGAGCGCCUUGGCAAAUAUGUCCAAGGGGGAUUGGUGUAUCUGCGAGGCAAUACUAAAAGUUUUACGCAUUACCCGUUAGAGAAUGGAAGCGAGAACUAUUUAGUUGAGUAAAAUACUAGAAUUUUCGUUGACAUUUUGUUAAAACGUUUUUAUGUCACAUAUCAGGUUUUACAAGAAGAGUAAAGUAUCAUGUUGUAGAUAUCAAAUCGAGAUAGAUCAUCAAAUUUACUAAAAAGCUUUGUAAUUAAGUAUUUAAUAGUUUCGUAACAAGUGCCUGCAUAAUAUGAU
Messenger RNA from Rhopilema esculentum, 8136 nucleotides. RefSeq lists its product as uncharacterized. The record is from RefSeq and is a predicted model, not a curated record. Gene Ontology annotation, biological process: cytoplasmic microtubule organization; cytoskeleton-dependent intracellular transport. Gene Ontology annotation, cellular component: cytoplasm; centrosome. Gene Ontology annotation, molecular function: dynein light intermediate chain binding; microtubule binding. Lineage: Eukaryota; Metazoa; Cnidaria; Scyphozoa; Rhizostomeae; Rhizostomatidae.